AAAAAAAAAGCAAACCAAUAAAUAAAAGCAACAAAAUCAAUGCCGCGCCUUUGCCAGCGCCCGGACUUGUUUGGAAAGAGACAACGCUGAAGUGGCACAGGUCCCGAGGAAAACGGAUCCUUUAAUUUGACUCCGCAUGAGAAGCGCAUUUGGAGCCGGGCGCAGCGGCAGCAGCGGCAGCAGCAGCCCCGCAGCCCCCGCAGCCCCCGCGGGGCUCGGCGGCCCCCGCGGCCCGGAGCUGCCGGAGCCGCUCGGGCACGGGCGGAGCAGCAGCGCCCUUCGGCCGCAGGAACCCGCCCGGAGGGGAGAGGAGGAGGAGAAGAACGAGAGCUGCUGAUCCCGGAGCGCUCCAGCCAUCAGCCGCAGUCACCGGCUUUGACUUUGCUUCGCGUCGUGUCCUCGGCAUCUCGGGCUCCGGGACCAGCUCACUUUGCACUUCGUUCAACGAGCAGCGCCGUCGUUCGGUUUCUAUUUUUUUUUUUUUUUUUUUUUCUUCAGAGACAAAAUGUCCAAAAAUGGUUCAGCCUGCUUAGCCCAAUGAUUUCUUGCAUGGACGCUCUAUUUUCUUUUUUUUUUUUUCUUUUUUCUUUUUUUUUUUUUUUUUUAAUUAUUAUUUUUGGACGGGGAAGGAUAGAGUAAAAGAAAUCGUUCAGCGGUUUGCUCCCCGUUAAGGAGAAGAUCAAGAUCCUAUUCCCAGCUGCACGCAGAGGACGAAAGCUGCCGUGGGUCUUUCAGUCUGGGUUUGGGAGCCCUCGUUACUGCAGGGUCAGAGCAGAACUGCCUUCUCCGAGCGGCUUUCCCGUCCUGGUUGUAGCUCAGAAAUCGCCUCCCCCCUCCUCGCACCAUUUCUGUUGGUGGUGUUUUUGUUUGGUUGGUUUAGCUUUAUUUUUUCCUCCCAUUUUUGUCUUUUUUUUUUUUUUCCCCGUUCGUUUAUUAUUAUUAUUAUUAUUAAUAAUUAUUGGUUUGGGUAAAUUCCCUUCCUUCAACGAAAAUACUAACUCUGCAGUGGAAAUCCAUGCCCCCUGCCAUUCGGAAGAAUCGGGUCUAAUAUGCCAGUGACAUCCCCGCCUUGCAGCAGUCGCGAUGAAGGAAAAAUCCAAGAACGCGGCAAAGACUAGACGGGAAAAAGAAAAUGGAGAAUUCUACGAACUGGCCAAACUCCUGCCCUUGCCCUCGGCCAUCACCUCGCAGCUGGACAAGGCUUCCAUCAUCCGCCUCACCACCAGCUACCUGAAAAUGCGAGCGGUCUUCCCCGAAGGUCUGGGCGACGCCUGGGGACAGCCGAGCAGGAUCGGCCCCUUGGAUAACGUGGCCAUGGAGCUCGGAUCCCACUUGCUUCAGACUUUGGAUGGCUUUGUUUUCGUGGUGGCGUCCGACGGCAAAAUAAUGUACAUUUCUGAAACAGCAUCUGUGCACCUUGGCCUGUCCCAGGUGGAGCUGACUGGAAACAGCAUUUACGAGUAUAUCCACCCCUCAGAUCACGAUGAGAUGACUGCUGUCCUCACUGCCCACCAGCCUCUUCAUCCUCACCUCCUGCAAGAAUAUGAAAUUGAGAGAUCCUUUUUCCUGAGGAUGAAGUGUGUCCUAGCCAAGAGGAAUGCAGGGCUGACAUGCAGUGGCUACAAGGUGAUCCACUGCAGUGGCUACUUGAAGAUCCGUCAGUACAUGCUGGAUAUGUCCCUGUACGAUUCCUGUUACCAAAUCGUCGGGCUGGUGGCCGUGGGGCAAUCUCUGCCUCCCAGUGCCAUCACUGAGAUCAAGCUCCACAGUAACAUGUUUAUGUUCAGAGCCAGUUUGGACCUAAAACUGAUAUUCCUCGAUUCCAGGGUUACAGAAUUAACUGGAUAUGAACCCCAGGAUCUGAUAGAAAAAACCCUCUACCACCACGUCCACGGCUGUGACGUUUUCCACCUGCGAUACGCUCACCACCUGUUGCUGGUGAAAGGCCAAGUGACCACCAAGUACUACCGGCUGCUGUCCAAGCAGGGAGGCUGGGUGUGGGUGCAGAGCUACGCCACCAUCGUGCACAACAGCCGUUCGUCACGGCCUCACUGCAUAGUGAGUGUCAAUUAUGUCCUUACAGAUAUCGAGUACAAGGAACUUCAGUUGUCACUGGACCAGGUUACCAUUUCCAAAUCACAGUUUUCAUGCAGAAACUCAGUACCUACCUCUCAGGAAACAAGGAAAAUAGUAAAACCCAAAAGUAAUAAAAUGAAGGCAAAACUCAGAGCAACACCUUACCCACCACAGCAAUACAGCUCGUUCCAAGCAGACAAACUGGAAUGCAGCCAGGUGGGGAGCUGGCGCUCCAGCCCCGCCGCCAGCGCCGCCGCCCUGCAGGAACAGAACUUCCAUUCAGAGAGCAGCGAACUCCUGUACGCCCCUCCCUACAGCCUGCCCUUCUCCUACCACUAUGGACACUUCCCUGUGGAUUCCCACGUCUUCAGUGGCAAGAAGCAAAUGCUGCCUGCGAAAUUCGGGCAGGCCCAAGGGGCACCCUGCGAGGUGGCGCGGUUCUUCCUGGGCGCGCUGCAGACCAACGGCGAGUGCCAGUGGCACUACACCAAUUCCCUGGUUCCCAGCAGCCAGUCCCCCUCCAAAAGCCUUCCUGAGCAGCCUGUGAACAUCAUCAGGCACAACCUUGCCCAGAGUUAUGAAGGUCGUCAAGCGCUGCUUUUUUCCAGUGGCUCACUGGAGAACUGACAGCCAGGGAGCUUCAAAGCAGGGAGGAUCUGCUUAGCAUCAUCAUCUUCGAUCCAAAGGCAAAGCCAAAUCUGACAUCUGGCAGCCGGCUUGGAUGCGAGGGCUAUUCCACAUCACAUCCACGGCAGCAUCUGCCAAAAACGCCGUGGGCCAAAGGCAUUUUUCUCCAUGGAAAAUUGCUCCUUUUGGAGGGAUCAGAGCUUGGAGGAUGAUCGUGCCAAGCCAUCAAAGCUCUGAAGAAGCACGUAGCAGAUACAACUGCCUGCAAAUCAGAUGUUUCUGCUUCGGGAUCUGGUUUUGAAGCUUCUUCCACUUUUUCCCAGCUGGGCCAGUCAUCAAAAAAAAAAAAAGAAAAAAAUCAUUUCAGUGAAGGCAACUGUAUUCUUAGCCAGAAAUUUCCUUUUUACCCUUGAACUUGCUGCUGUGGGCACCACAGGACCUGCUGGGCACUCAGUGGUGCUGUUGGACCUUCUGAACCACCUGUGUGAAGCCUUGUGCCACCAGUCAAAACUCAGGAAACGAGGAAAAAAGAGUGAGAAAAUCAGUGAAAAAGCUCCCCAGGUUUAGGCAGUGCCUGUUGGAAGAAAGAAAUGACAUUUCACAAAGGGAAUUCCCCUGGAGACAAAGAGGUCUGGGAGAUCAUUUUGUCUUGUUUUUGGAGGGAGAAUGAUGGAGAACAAUCAGCCUUGGGUGAUUUGAAAUCAGGGUUCAGACCAGGACGAGCACAGACUGAGAUAAAAAUAUCUUCUCAUGGGCAGGGGUUGUAGUAAGACCUGUUCUAUCUUUGCCCUGUUUGAUAAAGAGGAGGGAGAAGGACUUCUCCUAGGGGCAGAAAGUGACAGGACCAGGGAAAAUGGUUUUAAACUCACAAAGGACAGGGUUAGGUUGGAUAUUGGGAAGAAAUAUUUUGCUCAGAGGUGCCCAGAGCAGCUGGGGCUGCCCCUGGAUCCCUGGCAGUGCCCAAGGCCAGGCUGGACAUUGGGAGCAGCUGGGACAGUGGGAGGUGUCCCUGCCAUGGCAGGGGUGGCACUGGGUGAUUUUUAAGGUCCUUUCCAACCCAAACCUUCUGUGAUUCUGUGAUUUACAACCUGAUUGUUCAUCAACCCAGCAGGACUGGAAAUUACAGAAUUAAAGGUGACAAGGCAGAGGCCAACUGGUGGCUGUGGUGCCUCAGCUUCUUCCAAGUUCUCUUGGGCUCUGAAAAUGGAAAAGGACAGCAUUUUUUUAAGAGAUUAAAGAAGAGCCAUAAAGUGAAAAUAUUCCAAACUACAGGAGGACAAAGCCACCCCUCUUGUGGACACCUUAAACCCAGAACACCUGAUCAUGAAACAAUAUUAUUUAUGUGUCAGCAGCUCUCAGCAUUUACAUUUAUUUCACAAUAAAAACACCAAAUGUGGAGUUGAAAUCAGAGCACUGAACUAGACCAGUAAAAUUCCCAAGCUAUUCUGAAGCACAUGGCUGAAACCUCGUUGGAUUUGUGAUCUGAAAGGGCCAUUUUUCACCAGCUGGUGAGAACCCAGCUUCCUCCAGCUUCUACUCCUUGUGACAAAAUAUAUACACAGAAAUGGGAAAGAAUAACUUGAAAGGUUACUGUUUUUAGGAGGCUGAAGAAGAAAUUGGAACCAGAUUCCUGUUUAAAUUCUGGUGUUAAUUACGUAGUGCAACUCUCUCUGAAAUUAAUGGAGCUCUGCAUAUAUAAAAAAAAAAGGUACAAUUGAGCAAUUUCUGCUUCCUGUUAUCCACGAAGGCUUUGCCAGUCUAUUACAGCACAGGGAAUAUUUAAUUAUUAAUGGGCACAGUUACAUCAGCAACCAAUAGAGGGGAACUCCAGAACUUUUGAGAUGUUGAAUAGAGUUAGAAAAACAGAAAAUCCAUUUCAAAAAAGGCACUUAAGUGUCCAGGGCUUCCAGUGAACCUCACACAAAACAAGAGUUUGGGUCUUGACUUGAGAAAUUUGCUCAGUGUGUCAUUUUUCCUUUAAGAUAAAACUUUCAAAUGUGCCUUGGAGGAGCUGUUUAACUCACAAACUGUUCAUAGGAGAGUGCAAAAAAAUUAUUGCUCCUAUGGUGCAGGAGAAAACCAGGGGCCUUUUCUCUCACCACUCGUAGAUAGGAGUGAACAGAAAGGAAAAGCUUCAUAAGCCAAGCAGAAAAUAAUAAAAAUAACUCAAAUUGCUUCAAGAGUUCAGUUGCCAUGCAGAAACUGAGGAGAAAAAUGAGACUGCCCAAUGUAUUUUAGAGGAAAAGCCUGAACAGACACCCUAGGCUCAUACUCCUGAAAAAUUAAGCAUCUGGCUUCUGAUUCUCUAAAAAUACUCAAUUUUUUCUCCCCCACUCAAUGUUGUAACCUGCAUUUUUAUCGUUAUCUACCUUUAUUACAUGGGAAUCUCUUAAAAGCAGAGAUCCAGCAUUGCUGAAGAGGUGUUUAAGAGAUGUUUUUAAUAUCUGAUGUCAGCUUUUCAAAGAGAAAAGGCAAAGCCUUUAACGUGACCCACUCUGGGUAUCACAAAGAGAUUUCAUUGAUUACAUAAUGACAUAUCUAAUAUCUCAUCUGGAUAUUAAAUAUACCCCAAAAAAUACCAUGAGUUACAGAAUCAAGAGAAUUCUGCAGAAUGAAAAGAUCUUUGAGAUCACUGAGCCCAACCUUGGAGUUGUCUGUGCAAGGACAAAUGUCCCACAACGACAGGGAGAAUAAAUUCAGUUUAUUCAGUUUAUUUCUGGUGCUUAUGAUAUGAUUAAAAUAAUUCCACUAUUUUAAUCAUGGAAUCAUUGAUAGGUACCACCAUUAUCCUGUUUUCAGUAAAUCCUCUGAUAAAUCUCCGGAAAGAGCUUUCUUAAGGUAAGGAAGAUUUUUGAUUUCAGGUUGCAGCUCCGAACAUUUAUUUGGUUUAAUUCCCCCUAUUUAGCAAUGAUAACAAUGUCAGUGAGUUAUAAUUACUGCAGAGGCUCAUUAUCAGUAAUUAACAC
Molecule: messenger RNA, 5669 nt
Organism: Poecile atricapillus (Black-capped chickadee)
Lineage: Eukaryota; Metazoa; Chordata; Aves; Passeriformes; Paridae
Gene: SIM2
Product: SIM bHLH transcription factor 2
Exons: 11
Coding region: 1084-2703 (539 amino acids)
Biological process (GO): regulation of transcription by RNA polymerase II
Molecular function (GO): protein dimerization activity; RNA polymerase II transcription regulatory region sequence-specific DNA binding; DNA-binding transcription factor activity, RNA polymerase II-specific
Source: RefSeq, a predicted model, not a curated record